AUGUUUAGUAAUCUGUAAAAUCAUGAGAGAAGCUUCAGGUUUCGGUUUUCCAAUGACUCCAAGAUGGGACCUAAAACUUCAUGAGGUUGCUCAAAGUAGUUUCAGACAUGCUAAUCAACUGUUCAGCUGCAUUUCUGAUCAAAGCAAGAAAAGAAGUAAUCUAGAAGUGAGUCUGAUUGCUCAAGAUGCAGUCAAUGAUUUCAAAAAACUACUUACCCUCCUUGAUGGAUCAAUGCAGUCAGAUUGUAAGAGGAUCAAAAGAGGUCCGUUGCCAAAUUCCCACAACAUCAAUCCUGUUGAAUUUUUGGAUUGCUCCGGUUCUGUUUCAAGUAAUGGUUUGGUGCACAGAAAUUCAGUAGUUUCAACUAAUUUGACCAUGGAGAUGCAUCAAUUUUCAUCGGGGUUCCCAAGCAUGUCUUUGUUCAGUAACACUGACAAGAAAAUGAUAAUUCACCAUCCAUCAUCAAUGGUUUCUCAAGGUCAGAACUAUAUGUUCUCUUCCAAGAAUCAAGCAACUAGAAUAUGCUCAGUCUCAACUGGGGGAUGUCGCUGCUCAAAGCAUAGAAAAUUGAGAUUAAAGAAAACUGUUCGAGUUCCUGCCACAGGUGAUAAAUUUGCUGAUUUACCUCUGGAUGACUACUCGUGGCGGAAAUAUGGGCAGAAGCCCAUAAAAGGAUCACCAUAUCCUAGGAGCUAUUAUAAAUGCAGUAGCAUGAAGGGAUGCCCUGCAAGAAAGCACGUGGAGCGGUGUCAGGAAGAUCCAGCCUUAUUAGUUGUGACUUAUGAAGGAGAUCAUAAUCACUCCAGAAUGAGCCAAUACAAGUUGGAGAUGCUGUUUUUUCCAAGCUGAAAUUGAUUCUGCAACUGUAAGGCUUUUGCAUCUAUGUUAACAAUGUUGGUUAUCUAUUAAGGACAAGAAUCCUUUGGUUUCCUCUAGUGAACGUUCCACUUCCUCCCACAUCCUUAUCAAAAACUUGAUGUAACUUUAGUAGAUUUAAUAAUAUGACUUUGUUCUAGUGCUCAUUUUCCUCAAGUCAUUUCCUACUUUUUCUUGUACUGUUUCUUUGUUCAUAAAAAAUCAAAUCCAGG
Rubroshorea leprosula is the source of this 1089-nucleotide messenger RNA. The record is from the annotation of a GenBank genome assembly. NCBI's taxonomy places the organism in Eukaryota, Viridiplantae, Streptophyta, Magnoliopsida, Malvales, Dipterocarpaceae.